AGUGUCUUAGGCGUGCGGGAGGCGCGCCGCCAGAGGCCUCACCGCUAUGGGCCGCAACAAGAAGAAGCGAGAUGGCGACCACCGGCGGCCGCGGCUUGUUCUCAGUUUCAACGAAGAGAAGCGGCGGGAAUACCUGACUGGCUUCCAUAAGAGGAAGGUAGAGCGGAAAAAGGCAGCCAUUGAGGAGAUCAAGCAUCGGCUCAAGGAGGAGCAGAAGAAGCUCCGGGAGGAGCGCCAUCAGGAAUACUUGAAGAUGCUGGCAGAGAGAGAGGAGGCUCUGGAGGAGGCACAUGAACUGGACAGGCUGGUGACAGCCAAGACAGAGUCGGUGCAGUAUGAUCACCCCAACCACACAGUCACCGUGACCACCAUCAGCGACCUGGACCUCUCGGGGGCCCGGCUGCUGGGACUGUCUCCGCCUGAGCAAGGGGCUGGGCACGGGUCCGAGGAAGAGGCGUCCUCCGUGGAGAAGCCGACCAGAGCCUUACCCAGGAAGUCCAGAGACCCCCUCCUGUCCCAGCGGAUCUCCGCUCUCACGGCAUCACUGCAUGCGCACAGUCACAAAAAGACCAAGAGGAAACGUCCCCGACGGGCCCAAGACUCCACCAAGAAGCCCCCGAGUGCCACUCGUACGAGCAAGACCCAGCGCCGCCGGCUGACGGGCAAAGCCCGGCACAGCGGAGAGUGAGCCCCGAGAACCAGGCCGUGCCCAGCCUGGGCUGUAAGGGCCUGUGCUGUCUCCGCUUGGCUGGCCCAGUAACCCAGCACCAAGGUGGGGACUCUGCGGCCCACGGCGGGGAGGCCAGCACCUCUGGCCCAGAGCUUGGACUCUGGCAGGGGCAGGCAGCUGAGAGGUGGCUCCCCCCAGGAGGAGCCUUCAGAGCCGAACCUGGGGCAUCUUCCCAAAUGUCUCCCCCACUGAGCCUUCAUCAGAUUUCUGAAACUGAGUGCACUUGUGGUCUGUUUGUCCCUGACCCUGAUGCCGCUUGCCAAGGGCAGGCUUCUGAGGUGGUGGAAACCGUCAGGCGGGUGGGUCCAUCUUCCCCGUCCAGCAGUUUUCCCUGUGGGGAUGAGACAGGUAGUGUUAGGUCUGGGCCCCCUAACCCGGGUUGCAGACCAGCAUAACAUUGGAAGAAUCCAGAGUCAUCCAGCUGCUCUCAAUAGCAGGCUGCUAGGCCAGGGGGGUGAGUGGCGCUGGACUCCGCCCUUUACUGGCUGAGACUUUGGGUCUGUCCCUUCUUGG
Molecule: messenger RNA, 1243 nt
Organism: Neomonachus schauinslandi (Hawaiian monk seal)
Lineage: Eukaryota; Metazoa; Chordata; Mammalia; Carnivora; Phocidae
Gene: NOL12
Product: nucleolar protein 12
Exons: 6
Coding region: 47-688 (213 amino acids)
Cellular component (GO): nucleolus
Molecular function (GO): RNA binding
Source: RefSeq, a predicted model, not a curated record